Messenger RNA from Paraphaeosphaeria sporulosa, 982 nucleotides. RefSeq lists its product as uncharacterized. The record is from RefSeq and is a predicted model, not a curated record. The transcript has a single exon. Lineage: Eukaryota; Fungi; Ascomycota; Dothideomycetes; Pleosporales; Didymosphaeriaceae. The coding region runs from base 238 to 738 and encodes 166 amino acids.
AAAUAUGCCUUCGUCCUCAUCAUGAAUUUGAUUUCGUUGCACUCCGCCAUCAGGACCAUGCAAGACCACUAUAAAUCCAGGACGGUAUUGAUGCUUGAGCUCGCUCAGGCGACCGCUGGACUUCACUUAUUGGUGGGGUGCCUAGGAUGGUGGACUGAUUUCUUGCACGCCGCGUGGCUGGAGAGUCGGAGGGUUAGUGCUCGUCGCGAUAUCAGAACAUAGUUAUGCAAUGCACAAAUGACAUAUGUCAAGGUCUUCCGAGAUGUGCCUGUCAAAAUGUACUUGUUCGGCCCCUGCAGAGUGCAUUGUGGGACCGAUGCACGUCAUUCGAGAUGGGUGGUUCAGUCUUCAUGCGCCGUGAUUGGCGUUGAAAAUCCGAGGUUCGCAACAGCGGUGAAAAACCUCCAAAUUCCACGGUCAACUGUUGGCGCCCGACCUCUUCCCAGCGUUUGUGACAGUCGAGGUCUCCACAGCAUGGCCGAAUGUGCAGGGAAGGACGUGGGAGGGUCGGCGUGUGUCGUGUAUAGUGAGGCUAACAACAACUCGGCGUCAUCGGGGACAGCAAGCCCACCCCGUCACCCGCAGGUCACGAUGGUUCCCGCUAGCGAGGCGGUACGUGGCGGUGUGUCGUGUGAGGUGUCGGCACGGGGCCUGUGGUAUAUAUGUAAAGAUGUUUCUCGAAGGUGGCUUCUUGGCGGUGACACUACUAGCCGUUUCCCGCUACUCGGUUCGCUAUGAGCCGCAGCAGCGUUGACGUCUGUUCACUCCAUUCACUGCCCGACUGCAGCAGCUCCACGACCCGCAGCUCCCGCAGCUCCCGCUAUUCUUCCUCAGCGCGCCGCCGUCGCCUGGUCUACAAGCGCCCCUACGCUGCUGCCGCUGCCCCGAGUGCAGCAUUGCGCGGCUUGUAUGUGCCGCCUGGUGAGCUUGGAGCCCCCGCCGCGCUGCGUCCCAGGCGCCCACCCAUCGCAUCGCAGCUUUA